AUGGUUCAGAAAAAUUGCACCCAAGUGACAGAGUUCAUUCUCAUGGGCCUCACGGAUCGCCAGGAGCUGAAGAUGCUCCUUUUUGUGGGAUUCUUGUCCAUCUAUCUUUUCACAGUAGUAGGCAACCUGGGUUUGAUCCUGGUCAUUAGAACAGAUUCCAGACUCAACACACCAAUGUACUUCUUCCUUAGCAAUCUGGCUUUUGUUGAUUUCUGUUACACUUCUGUCAUCACACCCAAAAUGCUUGGGAAUUUCUUGUACCAACAAAAUGUUAUAUCCUUUAGUGCCUGUGCCACACAGUUAGGCUGCUUCCUCAGCUUCAUGAUAUCGGAGUGCUUGCUACUGGCUUCCAUGGCCUACGAUAGAUAUGUAGCCAUUUGCAAACCUCUGCUCUACACGAUCACAAUGUCCCCAACUACCUGCAUCCAGCUUAUAGCUGUGCCCUAUGGCUACAGCUUCCUGAUGGCACUGUUUCAUACCAUCCUCACCUUCCGCCUCUGCUAUUGCCACUCCAACACUGUCAAUCACUUCUACUGUGACGACAUGCCCCUCCUCAGGUUAGCUUGCUCAGACACUAGCUCCAAGCAGCUGUGGGUUUUGACCUGUGCUGGGGUCACAUUCAUUUCCUCUGUUCUCGUAGUCCUUGUCUCCUACAUGUUCAUUAUUUCUUCCAUCCUGAGGAUGCACUCAGCUGAGGGAAGACGCAAGGCCUUCUCCACAUGUAGCUCCCACAUGCUGGCAGUGACCAUAUUCUAUGGCACCUUGAUCUUCAUGUACUUACAGCCCAGUUCUACGCAUUCCCUGGAAACGGACAAGGUGGCCUCUGUCUUCUACACAGUGAUCAUCCCCAUGUUGAACCCCUUGAUCUACAGCCUCAGGAACAAGGAUGUGAAAGAGGCUCUGAAGAAAAUCAUCAUGAACAGACACCAGACUUCUGAGUCCAUGAAACUAAAAACAUGA
Molecule: messenger RNA, 960 nt
Organism: Sciurus carolinensis (gray squirrel)
Lineage: Eukaryota; Metazoa; Chordata; Mammalia; Rodentia; Sciuridae
Product: olfactory receptor 8U1-like
Exons: 1
Coding region: 1-960 (319 amino acids)
Biological process (GO): G protein-coupled receptor signaling pathway; sensory perception of smell
Cellular component (GO): membrane
Molecular function (GO): olfactory receptor activity; odorant binding; G protein-coupled receptor activity
Source: RefSeq, a predicted model, not a curated record